This is a messenger RNA of Caenorhabditis auriculariae, 1727 nucleotides long. The record is from the annotation of a GenBank genome assembly. NCBI's taxonomy places the organism in Eukaryota, Metazoa, Nematoda, Chromadorea, Rhabditida, Rhabditidae.
AUGUCGAAUCAAGAGAGUUCUGAGGAGCAAGGAAUAAUUGGAACAGCUAUCGAGAAAACCUUGGAAAUCGGCAAGGCUGCAGGUGAAAAUCUCAUCGAGGCCGAUCGAAAAGCUUCUGAAAAGGUUAUUUUUAAUGCCCUUUUUGGAGAAUUUUUUUUUUAAAUUUACAUUUUAAUUGCAGUCAACAUUGAUUCAACUCUAUUCAGACUGACUUGGGAGGCGACAAAAUCUACAGAAAAUGGAACGAGAUCAAAAAAAAAUCAGCCGAAAAGUACGAUGACAUGAUGGAUCGCGAAAGAGCGACUUCAGAGGGAAUGGCAGAAUCCAAUCCCGAACGAAAUCUUGCACACAACGGUGACAAGCCACCAAAAGCUCUUCAAAAAAAUGAACAGGUCAGUUUGUUAUAUUCGCUACUUCUGUUUUCGGAUUUUCCACUGGGUUUUUUUAAAAUCGAAAAUCCGAGGUCUUUCGACCUUCGUACUCUCAAUUUCUCUUCGCAUAUAGUUCAGAUAUAUUGACAUUUUGGUAAUCUUGAGUCAGUAAGGUUUUAGAAUAAUUGUCUUAUUGGUUUUCACUGCCGCUGAAAAGAAUUAUGUUGGACUCAAAAUUAUGUAUUUAUUGAAUUUUUACAGAGUGUCAGUGAGAGUGGCCGACAAGAGGCUUUCAAUAACCGAAGAAGGACCCGUCGAGGGGGCAGGAAAAAUCGCAGGGUGGACGAUCGUCGCAAGAACCCCAGUCAACAGGAAAACCCUGACGUCUCCGAAGGAGCAGAAGAAGGAGUAAUGAUUCUACCAGCUUUGAAUAACGUUUCUCAGCCCAAGAACAACAACCGUCCUCGCAGUAACACAAACAGGCAGCGCACGUGCUCGGAAAAGACUAAAGACGGCUCAUUCGACGACGUGAAGGAAGAGGAGCGAGAACGAAACGCCCAGAAAAGGCGCAAUAGUCAGAAAAAACAUCGAAGCUCGGAGAGAUUUGGAAACGCGCCGCCGCAAGAAGGCGUCCCUGAAAAGGCGGCUAGAGCUGCACCAACCAAAAACGGCCGUCGCAGGAGAAACACGGAGAAUCCUCGUCGGAACAAUGGUUCUCCACAAACUGGUGAUGAUCGUCAGAAAAACAAUCGCCGCAGGAGGAACACCGUCAACGACCAGCCCGCGUCCGACAAGGCUGAGGGAAUGCCGCGGGUGUCAGAUGGCGUGCGGAUUUCGCCUAUCGAAAAAACAAACAAAAAGAAGCAACGUCGACGCAACGCAUCUGAAAACCAGAAUAACGUCAAAACCGAUGAAAAAAACAGUCAGCGUCGUGAGCUGAAAAAGCAGGAUGCAGAAGAAGCAGCUCAGAAAAGUUUCGUUUCUCAGCCAAACGAUGUCGUCAGUGGAAAAGCAGCACGAGAUGAGAACGACGAGUCUGGAAACGUCGUUUUUGCCUCGGCUCUGCUCGACGAUUUGAACCCGUCUACACACUUUCAUUUGGAUAUUUUUGAUAGUGUCCGUGACGCGACUAGAAAGAACGGGAUGAAGCAGAAAAAUGAGGAUGGCGAGAAGGUUGACGCUCGUAGUGCUAAGAAGUCAUGUCGUCAUCCGCGCGGUAGAAAAAUAGACGCUUGUUCGUCUCAGCAAAAGGUUUUCAAUCUAUUUUCAUCGAGACUUUAUUGAGAAAUGUUGUUUCAGAAGCACCAUGGCUUCAACCAAUUCAACCAGCAAAGCAACUUCAUCGCCGGCCACUGA